AAUUAAGUCUUGUACGACCGCAGGUAUGUCGGUAAAUCGGACUCCGAAAAAGUUGAGCAAUACGUACGAGUCGCCACGUCUUAAUAUAGUGCGACGAAUGCAGUGCAAUAACGAAUUCUUAUUAGUGUGCGUGCUUAAUGAUAACGGUUUGAUGGAGUUGAAUUGUGAUCUACACCAUAGAGUUGAAUUAUGUACAAUAUAAUCACAUCUUUUGUAUACCUAAUACAGAACAUAUAAAGAAAGUAAUGAAUUCACCAAAUCUUACUCCAGCAGUUUGUCAAUUAUGAUCUGUGUAGAGGAAAUUUCGAAGAUAAAUUGAACAAAUCAACAGCUGUGUGCAAGGAGGUGAUAUUAUUUUCAACAAUUCUCAUAACUAAGUACAGUUAUAACCUAUACACUGUGGAGACGGGGCGUCGAAAGUCUAUUGAAAACAUGUUACGACAAUUGGCCUCAGCAUGUGUGUACUUAAGGGGGCACUUCUAUCUGGCGGCUUGGAACAAGAGUCAAGCUAUGGAUUUUUUUCCCAUAACCUAUACAUCGAUUCAAAGGUCAGGCUGAGGAUGGGAUCCUUCGGGGUGUACAUGUCUCAGCUACGGGCAAUGCUCGUGCGGAAUCUCCUCUUGAAGAAACGAGAUAAGCGAAAAACAACGGCGGAGAUUAUUUUGCCACUCUACACCCUCGGAAUACUGAUUAUCGUCAAGGUCUUGAUACCCAACCCGAAUUAUCCAGCAAUGACUACGCCGCGGGUUAACGGUGGCGUGUUCGACGACUUCAGCCAAAUGCAAAAUCACACGAUCGCAGUGGUGCCAAACACUACUGAGACCCUGACCUUUCUUAACUGCGUGAACACUUUGUGGAUGUCCAUGUGGGAUACUCCGGUGAAGAUUCCUCUGAAUUUCAUGAUCUUCGACACGGAAGACGACCUGCAGGCUGCCUAUUGGCGUGACCCUUCCAGCGUACCUAUGGCCGUCAUUUUCGAAAACCCUCUGCCGGUGUCGGACCGCCUGGAAUACGAGAUACGAACAAAUCCUUCGUAUCAGUCGACACCCUCACCAACGGAAAUGUAUUCGUCACCUGUCACCUGUCGAAAGGACACCAGCCACUGGAUGGGCGGAAUCCUAUCCAUGGAAACUGGAGGCUCGUGCCCGGUCAAAAAUUAUUACGACUCCGGCUUUAUAGCUGUACAACUGUUAUUGGAUGUAACGAAAAUAAGACUCAAGACAGAAAAGAAUAUCACAGUGCCUACAAUCAAGCUAGAGAUGUUUCCAAAAGAAGCAUAUACGGCGAAUUGGAUUCUCUACUUCAGAGUUGUAAUCCCACUUUAUAUGGUCCUGGCACUAUCGCAGUUCAUUACUUAUUUAUUGAUACUAAUCGUCGGCGAGAAAGAAAACAAAAUUAAAGAAGGAAUGAAAAUUAUGGGUCUUAAGGAUUCUGUGUUUUGGAUGUCAUGGUUCAUUAUAUACGCUGUUUUUGUCCUGCUACUCUCCGCAGUUGCGGUAGUCCUCUUAUUUACUCUCCAAAUGUUUCAGCACACUCAUUUUCUGCCCAUAUUUCUUCUGGUGGUGUUGUACAGUUUUUCAGUCAUAAUGUUUGGAUUUAUGAUUACACCUUUCUUCGAUAAAUCACGGACUGCUGGUGUCUUGGGAAAUUUCGCAGUGACUAUUCUAAGCCUGAUGUACUUUAUUCAAGUUUUUGUGGAUGAUUCGAGUUCAAUUGCAUUCUGGGUGGCUUCCUUGAUCAGCCCUUCGGGGGUUGCUCUGGCAAUGGACAAGGCCCUUGUCCUGGACUUGCAAGGCCAAGGUGUGAAUUUCGACAAUCUAUGGUCAGGCCCAGGGAUCCCCUUUGGUGGAAGUCUCAUCAUGAUGACGUUGGACAUUUUCCUGUACAGCCUGUUGGCCUAUUAUCUCGAUUCGGUCGUUCCUAGUGAAUAUGGCGUGAAACGAUCGCCUUUCUUUUGUUUCACUCCUGGAUUUUGGUGCAGAAGAAAAGUUCCACUGGUGCCAUCGUCGAACGGGGAAUCUAACUCUUUUAUCCCCGGUGAAGAGACAAACCGGGAUGUUGAGCCGGUUGUCCGUGAGAUGAAGGGAAGAGAAGCCAUCAGAAUAGUCGACUUAUACAAAUCGUACCAAAAGUGUCGGAAGCCUGAAGUGAAGGCCGUUAAUGGGAUCAAUCUCACUAUUUACGAAGGCCAGAUCACCGCGAUCUUAGGCCACAACGGUGCAGGCAAGACGACGCUUUUCAACAUUCUGACCGGUCUGACAGCGCCGUCCGGUGGUACAGCGUUGAUCUUUGGCUAUGACGUGAGGGAUCACAACGACAUGCAGAUGAUCCGAAGUAUGACUGGUGUCUGCCCACAGCACGACAUUCUCUUCGAUCUCCUUACGCCAAGGGAACAUCUGGAGUUUUUCGCAGCGGUUAGAGGAAUACCGAGGACGAUGAUAGAGAUGGAGGUGAAAAAAACGUUGAAAGAUAUUGACCUGACUGAAAAGGCGGACGCGUUUGCAAAAUACUUAAGUGGCGGGCAGAAGCGCAAGCUGUCUGUCGGGAUCGCGAUAAUUGGUGACCCUAAGAUAAUCAUUCUGGACGAACCCACAGCCGGCGUUGACCCAUAUUCAAGACGACAGAUGUGGUCCUUUCUUCAAUCCAGACGACACGGUAAAGUGAUUCUUUUAACGACGCACUUUAUGGACGAAGCGGACAUCCUCGCGGAUCGAAAGGCCGUUAUUAGCAAAGGGAAACUUCGAUGUUGCGGUAGUUCCCUUUUUCUCAAGAACAAGUUCGGCAUUGGAUACCACUUGACGCUGGUGCUGGAAGGCAAUCCUCGGGAACACGCGAUAACUCGACUUGUGUCUUCGCACGUAUCGAAGGCCGAAAAAGCGAGGCGACACGGCCGUGAGCUUAGCUUCAUUCUGCCUCAUAAUUCGGUCGAAAACUUUGCUCCAUUAUUUUCGGCAAUCGAACAGGAAAUCAAAACAAAAAACUACAGGCUUGGAAUUAGCAGCUACGGCGUGUCGAUGACAACACUUGAGGAGGUUUUCUUGCACUUGGAAAGGGACGAGGAAACUGAGUGUACGAUGGACAAUCUCUCGAAAAAAAUGGUUAGAAAUCGAGCUUUGAGCAGAUCUUUGUCUUUGCAGUCGAAAAGUACUUCUUAUCAGAGCUUGCAGAACGAAGGUGCAGCAGUUCAAGCUGACGGACAAAUUAAAGCUGCUGGCGAUGUGCCAGACGGAGUGCAUAACGAGAAGAACCCAGUAGUUUUGGGACUGGGACUGGAUCCCGUUAAAACCCGGCCUAACUUUUGCCAAAUUCUCAAGGCAAUGUUACGAUUAAGGAUAUUAAGAUUAUUUAGAAACAUUCAGCUACUUUAUUUCACCAUAGUUGCUCCCCUGGCUCUCGUUGCUCUUAGCCUAUACAUCAAUAGCAUUCAAACGGUGGACAUCAGAAUGCAGUCUCUGGACCUUAAUCCUGAUACUUAUGGCAAAGAAACGAGAAUUCUUUACACAAACAAUACCGAUAAGAAUAUUACCCCAUUGAUGAAUUAUAUUAUCAAAGAUAUCAAAGAGGUUGAUGAAUAUGAUGGCAGCUUUGUUGACCUACUACAUGUAGCGCCUCGCAUGGCAGCCUUCAACAUCAAUGAUUACGAUAUUGCAAGUUUGAAUUUGACGAUGAUGUACAACGAUACAAUGCAGCACUCUCUUCCUAUUCUGGUCAACAUCAUUUCAAAGGCCAUGUACAGAUUAUUAACAGGCGACACAGCAGACCCUCGGCCUAUACAAGUCAAAACGCAUCCGUUCCAGCAAACUUCUCAACCGCAAGAAUUUAAUAUAGGAAUCGGAAGUUCAGCACUCUUCAUUGGAAUGAUAUUCGUACUUAUUCCCAUAAUACUCGCAGUAGAUAUGGUAUAUGAUAGAGAGAUAAAAGCUAAAAAUCAACUUCGAGUGAACGGCUUAUCGUUCUCCAUGUAUUUUUUGACUUACUUCAUCGUAUUGGCUGGACUUAUGGCUGUGAUCAGCCUGUGCAUCCUUGGAAUAAUAUUUAUAUUCAACGUUCCGUCCCUGCAAGAGCCACCCGCGCUCAUAACGUUGGCAGUCUUGCUAAUGCUCUAUUGUCCCUCGUCCAUUCUUUUCUCGUCAUGUCUUAGCUACAUCUUUGACAAGAUGGAUUCGGCGCAAAGUAUUCUGCCGAACAUAGUGACGAUCGUUGGGAUGGUCCCCUUUCUUCUGGUCAUGGGACUCGACAUGUUGGGCUUAGGUGGAACUGCGGCCUUUGCUCUUCAUGUGGUCCUUUCGCUACUGAACACGAUGUACGUCCCAUAUGCGGCCGUCUACUACGUAGACCGCGUCCACUUAAUGUGCUCAAUAAACGCGGCAUGUCAUCACUUGACCAUGUCGGACUACCUUACUACAGAAAUCAUAUUAAUGGCUGUCGGUGUCAUACUGCACAUUCCGAUUUGGUUCAUCAUUCUCGUCAUGUUGGACAUCAAGAAAACCGGCGGGAACAUUAGUGACGCCCUGAAGUACUUCCUGCGCAACGGAGGAUCGAUAGGGGAAGAAAUAAUGGAGAACUCGGACGUUGGCGAACACGAAGAUGGCGACGUGAAGGCUGAGAGGCAAAGAGUAUUCAAUUUGAUGGCCGCUUCCGUUCAAGAACCACCAGUUGUGAUGGUCCAGAACUUGCGCAAGGAGUAUCGAAAUCGAGAAAUUACGCCGUGUAGCUGCUGCACGAAACGGGACGACGAACCCGCGCCGAAGCGAAAAGUCGCUGUGCGAAAUCUUUCGCUUGCCGUCGAACCGGGCGAGGUAUUUGGUCUCUUGGGACACAACGGCGCUGGAAAAACUACCACGAUGAAGAUCAUAAUUGCCGAGGAGGCUGCGACUCGGGGGCGAGUCCAAAUUGGAGGUAAUAACAUAACGUCCCAAAUAACCGAGGCCUUUCGACAAAUGGGCUACUGCCCGCAGCACGACGCUCAGUGGAAGAACAUUACUGUUAGAGAACAUCUCGAGUGUUACGCUGCCAUACGAGGUGUGCCCCCGAGUGAAAUUGGCAGGAUCGUCGACCUGUACUUGUCAGGUCUUCAAAUUCACGAGCACGCUGAUAAACAAUCGCAAGAGUGCUCAGGGGGUACCAGAAGGAAAUUGAGCUUCGCCAUGGCAAUGGUUGGAGGUCCGAAAGUCGUGCUUAUGGACGAGCCCAGCACCGGGAUGGAUCCCCGCUCGAAGAGGUUUCUCUGGGACACAAUCCUCGCCAGCUUCCAGGUUUCGGUUGCACAGGGGGGCAGGGGGGCGAUCCUCACCACCCACUCGAUGGAGGAGGCCGACGCCCUGUGCUCCAGAGUGGGUAUCAUGGUCAAGGGCGAGCUGAGGUGCAUAGGCUCCACCCAGCACCUCAAGAAUCUGUACGGAGCCGGGUACACCCUGGAAAUGAAAUUGUUGGGGGGCGAUUGCACCCCAACGACACCAUCCGGGGACCGGAUAUCUGGACUGAAGGAAUUUGUCGCAGGUCUUUUCCCAGACGCCACUCUCGAGGAAAGUUUUGCCGACAGGCUGGUGUUUGGUGUUCCGCAGCAUGCGGUGCAGUCGCUGGCUGAAUGCUUCACGCAGCUUGAAAAGGCAAAAAUGGAAUUGGACAUCGAAGAAUACAGCUUCAGUCAGACGACCCUCGAGCAAGUGUUUCUUAAAUUUUCUCACUAUGAUGAAGUGAACGGGGGCGAAUAAUGAUGCGAGUGAAACAUUAAUAUUUUGAGUGAAAAUAAUCAAAGGGAACUGAUCGAGUCGCCGACGACGUAUAUAGUGACACAAUAACGUCGAUCUAGAUUGACAAGAAAAUUAAACGAAAAGAGCCCGGGACCAUAGAGGGUGAAUAGUGUUCGAAAAUGUAUAAAAUGAGCAAAUAAUAAUAAUAAUUUAUCUGUACAGAUAAUAAUAGCAGUCAUAAUGAUAGUAACGUUAACUAUUAUUAUUACUAUUAUUAUUGAUUGUUAUUAGGGAGAAUUAUCUAGUUUAUCAAUAUUAUUAUAUAUACAGAUCCGUACGUCGGUAGUAACAUUGCACUGUCACAAAACUAGUACUACUCGUACUAUUAAAUACUUAGAUGAUAGAUGAACAAAUUAUUUUACGUAAAUUAUGAAACCGAAACAUAUUGAAGUCGUUUAUGUUCGUUGCAAGUUGUAACGAUCGUCGUCAUUUACAUGUGUAUUUUUUAUUUUAUUUUUUUUUCUAUAUAUAAACGGUAAAUGUUGUAAAUUUUACUUAUAGAAAAAAAAAAACAAAACAACAACAGAAACAACUAACAGUUAUACCGUAGUACGAUUAUGUAAAUAGCUACAAAAUACAUAUACAGUUACAUACAGUGUUAUCAAAGUAAAAACAGAAGUUUCACUUGAGUUCACUUAUAAAACUUUGGACUAACGAGUAUAACUGUAAACUCUGAAGCUUCGACUGUAACUGACAUUUUGACCGUGGUAAGUGAAAAUGUUAUAUAGUAUGUACGACUGACGAAAGUAGCAGAAAUUUUUCUUCUAGUUUAUAUAAAAAUACAAAAGCUUAGUUGUUAAGCUACUCUAUUGCAUCCUGAAUGUACACGCUGAUUUUACUGUGUAACUUUUAAUCGUUUUGUUUUCUUUCUGCGUAUUGCACAGGAAUUAUUCACUAUUGAUGGCAUGUUUACUUAGAAUACCGGGGAUAUUAUACUAGUUGUUGUUUUAUUUUUGUCUCCAAAAGUUUUUAUCUUAUUAUUAUCAUCACAACGAAGGUUAGAAUAUUGUAUUAUUACAAGCAUUCCAUAGUAUAAUGACCGCACGUCGACAAAAUUUUUGAUUCAUCAUUAGCGACUUACGUUGAAAAUAAUAAUUCAUCGCCGGUGAUGUUGAUAGAUGUAAUUCACUUUAUGGCUUUUAGUAAGGAUUUAGAGCGAUAAUGUUAGAAUCGAUGCAUGAAAUAAUCUGAGGGGUGUCAUAGUCCUGUUUUUGUGUGCGUGCGCGUAUGUUGUUGGUGACAGGCGAUUGGGUUACGUAUACAUACAAAUAUUUAUAGACGUACUCUUAUACAUAUUAUAUGUAUAACGUUGCGAUGAUUGAAUCACCGCUCGAUUUGUAGAUAUAACAAUGCUUUUUAUAUUCUAUAAAUUGUAACACGUAAUUUAUAACCUUUAAACGGUCGAUUGCGAAUUUUUUUCUAAUGUUUGGGAAACAUAAUUCAGUGAAGCCCAAAUUAGAAAAGAAAUCAUAUUUUUCAGUGACAUAUCUUGAUGUUACAAAUUAUUGGAAGCUGUAUUUCGCACUGGCCGCGACUGGGUUAAAAUGUUCAUUUUUGAUGAAAUUUUGAACGAAAUGAAUUAUUUAAUAUCUUAAAUUACUAUAAAAACUCUUGAGAUGCUAUAAAGCUUUAUGUUAUAUGUAUUGCAAAUACAGGUUAACUUCAAUUAUACAAAUUAUGCCGUAGGCAUUGUUAUCGAAUAGGCAUAUUUUAUUUCAAUUUUUAUUGAAAAAUGUUUAGAAUUAAAUUAAGGAGAAGUGAAUUUGUUAUUUCUGCCUAAUUAGAGAUGUUAAAAGAAUGUCCCAUUAUUAUUGUAUAAUGUAUCGUCUGCCUCAGAAACGAGGCGACGUUUUGUCAAAGUGAUAAGUUGAAGUUAGGUAAUCGUGUAGUAAAAUGAUAAUGAUGCGAGAACGUUAAUUCCGGGAAAAAGAAUUUCACGGCGGAACUGCUGACAGACGUGCACAUACAAGAGUGACGGAGAUUUUCUGGACGAAAUUUUUCAUAAUGGAAUCAAUUGAAAAUUGUCAAAUAGACAAGUUUUGUAAAUAUAAUACUCUAUGCAAAAAUCGGACAUAUAUAGAUUUUUAGGGAUUAUAUACAUAUACAGAUGUAAGUCUCUUCAAUGAAUGACGUAACGUUAGUCAAUUAUGGAAUUAUUAAACUGCAAAAAAUUUCAUGAUAUUAUACAUAUAUAUGAGGUAUUCCAUGCCAACUGAGGGAACAUUUUCCCUGACCCCCGUCAAUUUGCUUCAUUGUUUUUUAUAUGAUUCUACAACCUGAAAAAAGCACUCACCAUUUUUUUCAGAUUUUUCGUCCCAACCAUUCUUUUUAAAAAAAUGUUACAAACCGUUUUAUGGUCCUAAAAAAAACGCCAUUUUUUAUAUUUUUACAAAAAUUAACAUAAUUUCUAGGUCCUAAAACAAAGAUUUUGAGCCAUAGUUCAGAGUGGAGAAUUGAUUUUAUGUAUUUUUUAAAUAUUUUUUUAGAGGAAUAAUUUUUCUUAUUUUGUACGUAUACAAAACAUAUGUUAUGUUUGUAACAUUUUUUAAAAAAGAAUGGUUGGGACGAAAAAUCUGACAAAAAAAAAUGGUAAGUGCUUUUUUUAGGUUGUAGAAUCAUAUAAAAAAUAAUGAAGCAAAUUAGUGGGGGUCAGGGAAAAUGUCCUUUCAGUUGGCAUGGAAUACCUCAUAUGUAUACAUAUAAUACAUAUAAAAUUUUUUAAGCAGUCAUUACCGAAACAGCGGAGAACAUAGCAAUCGCGUAAGGUAUUUGAAAUUUGAAUUCUAGUAGCAUUUUGUGCUCGAAAAAAAAUUCAAUUUUCUUUUUUUAUUACAUGUUUGUAAUUUGGAUGAAUUUAACUGCAAUUCAAUUAAAGUAUACCAGGGUUUUAAUGCUUUCGUUAUUGUAGGUUGGUUUUUAUACUUAUUUUAUAUCACGCAACGAAUAAAUAUAUCGAUGUUUUCCUGUGUUUUUGUGUUUCAUCUUGCUAUAAUUUGCGUCGGCAGUACGAUAUAGAACAGGCAAUUGUAAAAUUACAUAAAUUACACUUAUUAGAAAUAGGUGUCGUGAAAUUGAUAUACGAUAAUAUAUUACUUUCAUUUCUGUAACAAUAAUAAACUGAAUAUAAUAAAUGAUUUUAUCAAUGCUU
This is a messenger RNA of Neodiprion virginianus, 8901 nucleotides long. Its product is annotated as cholesterol transporter ABCA5-like. Gene Ontology annotation, molecular function: ATP hydrolysis activity; ATP binding; ABC-type transporter activity. Gene Ontology annotation, biological process: lipid transport; transmembrane transport. Lineage: Eukaryota; Metazoa; Arthropoda; Insecta; Hymenoptera; Diprionidae. The transcript has 24 exons. Gene Ontology annotation, cellular component: intracellular membrane-bounded organelle; membrane. The record is from RefSeq and is a predicted model, not a curated record. The coding region runs from base 456 to 5714 and encodes 1752 amino acids.